Messenger RNA from Drosophila simulans, 689 nucleotides. RefSeq lists its product as uncharacterized. The record is from RefSeq and is a predicted model, not a curated record. Lineage: Eukaryota; Metazoa; Arthropoda; Insecta; Diptera; Drosophilidae.
AUGUGCGGGUAUUUAGUGAGUUUGAGUCCUGGGAAAACGUUAGUGCCGUAAAUGCAAAGGAGACAGUAAAUAUCCAAACAUUUGUGAAACUGUAGGAGUAAAUUUAAUUCUACAACAACAACCGUUUUUUAUUACACAAAUGGUUGUGGUUCGGGUGUCAACGUCGCGUUACCGCUCUUCCGAUGUUUGGUUGUUGGCAAUGCCGGUCGCCACAAAUACUAAUAUUAAAAAUGGAUAAUAGAUCGGACUUUAAUUAUUCUACAAACAUGUUGAAGUCACAGCUAUUGACAAUCCUGGCCCAUUUGUAUGCAGAACUAAUCUUAAUGACGAUUUUCACUCUCCUAAUGAAAAGCACGAUAUCAUUGCCUUCAGAUCAAUUUUAUGAUUCUAAAAGAAUUUUAAACUUUGCUGGAAUUCAAAAACGCCCAGUCUUUUUUGUUGCAAGUCGCUACGGACGAUCCGGAAGCACUGCAUAUGAUGAAAGUUUAAAAUCCAAACGCAUUUUCAUCGUACCCCGAAACGAGCGUUUCAUUCUUGGCUCUCGGUACGGCAAACGAAGCGGGAAAUAUUUAUGCCUUUCGAGAGAAAUAAAUAUGAUGAUAGUCAGAAAAAGAUUUUGAAACAAUGUGAAAGAACGAACUCCAAAUUUAAGAUUUAUAUUCAAACUCCAAAGCGAAAUACUUAACUAG